Salvelinus fontinalis (brook trout) is the source of this 6769-nucleotide messenger RNA. It is a transcript of the gene rnpepl1, whose product is annotated as arginyl aminopeptidase like 1. NCBI's taxonomy places the organism in Eukaryota, Metazoa, Chordata, Actinopteri, Salmoniformes, Salmonidae. The transcript is spliced from 11 exons. Gene Ontology annotation, molecular function: zinc ion binding; metalloaminopeptidase activity. Gene Ontology annotation, biological process: proteolysis. Bases 1412 to 3517 code for a protein of 701 amino acids. The record is from RefSeq and is a predicted model, not a curated record.
UGAUUAAUUGUCAGAUUCAACAGAAGAUCUCUUUGUUUCUUGGGACCUAGAACUAGCAUCUCUGUUUUGUCCGAGUUUAAAAGUAGAAUACGCUUUUUGUGCAUAUGGAAAAUGUCUGGGAUCUUUUUUUUCAGCUCAUGAAAAAUGGGACCAACACUUUACAUGUUGCGAUUAUAUUUUUGUUCAGUGUAAUUUAUCAAUAUGGUCCAUAUGACAUUUUAGCUAUUGUAAUUAGCUGGGACGUCUGAAAGGGGUCUCACAUUUCAUCACAGCUACAGUAGCAAUAUCGAUACAACAACCUCCAUAUGUUGUUUGCCUUGAAAAUGUUCAAACAUGGGUUUGAAUGUGGAUUGUGGAGAAACUGGGGCAUCAUCUGGUUCACGUUUGUCGUCAUGCGCACCGCGGCAUCACACCAGCGGUUUCCCCUCCAUCGUCCUCCUGUAGAAUUCCGGGUCGGGAACACCCCUCCCCCCGCUUGCCCCCAACAAACCGAUGAGCGCAAGCCAAGGACACCAACAACAUAUCCAGGGCAACGAGGAAACAAUUACGAAUAAAGGUUAUACUUGUAACUACUCUCAGGGGAUGGUGGGUUCCGGCUAUGCAAACGGACACCCAUUGAUACAAAGUAUCACAUGUACACUAUGGCUGUCUACCUUUCUCUGCCAUGAGUGUGAAAUAUGUAUCAGUUUCACGCAGUUUCCUGCAUAAUGCAUGUCACUUGUGCAACGCCAAUUUGUUUUACAUUCAAUGACUAUUCGCUCCGUGGAAGAAGGCUACCGAAAUAUAUGCGUUUUGUUAACGUCGAGUUAGAGCUGAUGCUAAGGCUAAUUAGGCUACAUGUUGCUAUAGGCUAUGUAUAGGCUACCUUGCUGAGUCCACUCGUCUCUGUAGCGCCCCCCUACAUUCUACAGCUCUAAAACUUUCCUGUCUCAAAUAUUUCCUCCCUGUUUUUUUACUUCCUGUUUUCUACGGGAGUCACAUAGCCCAAGCUCCUUUCAUUUCAACUUCUCCCCUCUUCUGUAUGUUCACCCUUUUCUUUUUAUUUAUUCGCGCUACAUUGUUUCUCACAAGUCUGUCUAACAGGCGCCCAGAAUCUUCUCUCUUUGCGUAAGUCUAAGACUUGGAAAUGCAGAACUCGUUCAACUUCGGUCCCGAUGGAUUUUACAUAUUGUUUUGAUGUCCUUUUUCUAAAACACUUUUUUUCUAAUGUUUUUUGUUCGUAAUGUCACUCUGGAAGUAGUUGCCCAACCAAAGGCCCUUUUCUACAAAGUAACAUGUCGGCAGCUAGCUCAUUAGCUAUGUGGCAGCUACUCUGGAGCUGACAUAUCUAGCUAAUUUGCACAUUUUAUACGCUUCAACUACGGUUGUAGUUCCUUUUUGCGCGUUCAUUUAUUCCUCCCUGGAGGUUAUAAUGGCCCAAUUCCAGCGUCCGACACUGUGUUGCUGCCGCAAAGUGCUCACAGUGCCUAGCAAGUCGUGUGAGGGCGGCCAAGGUCUGGGUCAGUGUCGCCUUGUCGACAUCGCAUCUGCCUCCAACUUCCACUGCUUCAAGCUUCGCCACUUUCAUCUCGACCUCCGCCUCAACUUUGCCGUAAAGGAGAUCACUGGGUGGCAAGUCCUGGAACUUGUGGCUAUCCAACCAGGAGUGCAGACUUUGGUUUUGGACACUCACCCAUCCUUGCUAAUUCAUUCCAUAGACUGCAAGGUGCCUGGCACCACCGGUGCCCAGAACAUUUCCCCGUCGCUCACCUACCGGGUAGACCCAUUCACGGACUAUGGAUCUUCGCUGAAUAUCAGCCUCCCAGCCUAUGUGAUACGGCCGCAUCGGGCUUUCCAGAUCACGGUUCGCUACACAACGACAGACGGUCCUGCGAUCUGGUGGCUGGACGCAGAGCUGACGUGUGGUCAGACUCGCCCGCUCGUCUUCACUCAGGGCCACUCUGUCUGCAACCGAUCCUUCUUCCCCUGCUUCGACACCCCCGCUGUCAAGAGUACCUACACCGCUACUGUCAGAGUCCCGGAAGGUGUGACGGUGUUGAUGAGUGCCUCCCGUAGUGCCUACUCCAAGCAGGACAGAGUGUUCCAGUUCUCCAUGGAGUACCCCGUCCCAGCCUACCUGGUGGCACUGGUGGCAGGAGACCUGCAGCACGUCGACAUCGGCCCCAGGAGCCGGGUGUGGGCAGAGCCGUGUAUACUGACCUGUGCUGUGAGCAAGCUAGGGGGUAGUGUGGAGCGUUGGCUGAAUGUGGCCGAGGACCUCUUCGGACCCUAUGUGUGGGGAAGGUACGACAUAGUGUUCCUGCCUCCGUCGUUCCCCAUCGUGGCCAUGGAGAACCCCUGCCUCACCUUCAUCAUCUCCUCCAUCCUGGAGAGCCGGGAGUUCCUGCUGAUCGACGUCAUCCACGAGAUUGCCCAUGGCUGGUUCGGCAACGCGGUCACCAACGCCACCUGGGAAGAGAUGUGGCUGAGCGAGGGACUGGCCACCUACGCACAGAGACGCAUCACUACCGAGGCCUACGGUGAGGCCUUCACCUGUCUGGAGACGGUGUUCCGUCUAGACGCCCUGCACAGACAGAUGCGUCUCCUAGGAGACAACAACCCUGUCAGCAAGCUGCAGGUCAAAUUUGAGCCAGGUAUUAAUCCCAGUAGUCUGAUGAACUUGUUCACUUAUGAGAAAGGCUUUUGCUUCGUCUCGUACCUCUCUCAACUCUGUGGCAAUGUCAAGCGCUUCGACAGCUUCCUGAGGGCCUACAUAGAGCAGUUUAAGUUCAGCAGUGUUGUGGCCCAGGACCUGCUCGAUUUCUUCUUGGGCUUCUUCCCGGAGCUGAAGGAGAGCUGUGUGGCCCAGAGAGAGGGGUUGGAAUUUGAGCGGUGGCUGAACGGUUGUGGCCCCCCUCUGUGCGAACCGGACCUCUCGGCCGGGGGGGUUCUGACCGGUCCCGUCCAGAGUCUGUGUGACCUGUGGGCCAGCGAACCCCCGGACCCUGAGGCCAUCGCAAACUUUAACCUCUCCUCUUGGAGCACCUUCCAGACCGUUCUCUUCCUGGACAGACUGUUGGACCGCUCGCCCCUCUCACACGAGGUUAUGGGUCAGUUGUCACGCUGCUACUCGGCCCAGCUGGAUGAGAUGAACGCUGAGGUGCGGAUCCGCUGGCUGCAGAUUGUGGUGCGGAACAGCUUCUACCCGGACCUGCCCCGCAUCCGCGGCUUCCUGCACAAACACACGUCGAGGAUGUACACGGUCCCGUUGUACGAGGACCUUUGUUCCGGGGUGAUGAAGUGCUUUGCAGCUGAGGUGUUCUACCAGACACAGGCCCGCCUCCACCCCAACCUCCGACGGACACUCCAGCAGAUCCUGUUCCAGACCAGUGCCUUACCCACUCCCACAAGCUCUGUCCCCUCCCUACUACACCCCACCCCCUCUUCACCCAGCCCCACCCCCAGUGACCAACUGGGGCCCGCCGACCCCCCCACAACUGGUACUAUCGCACUACGUGACGUCAACGUGUCCGCCUGAGCGGCCGGUAGAAGAGAAGAGAGACAUACAUGCACUGUGAGAGAGACAGAGAGAGAAGGGGGUGGCAUGUUGAAAAGGUGAAGAACUGUAAGACUUGAAAUGACUGCAGUUUCAGCCAAACAUCAUCUGUGCUUGACUGAGACUGACAGUGAGUGACAAAAGACCACCGGGUUCAUACACAUGCACACACAGUUACACACAUAUGCACACUGUGUGUGUACAGUGCAUUCGGAAAGUAUUCAGACACCUUGACUUUUUCCACCUUUUGUUACGUUACAGCCUUAUUCUAAAAUGUAUUCAAUCGUUUUUUUCUCUCAUCUAUCUACACACAAUACCUCAAUGACAAAGCAAAAACUGUUUUUUUUAGACAUUUUUGCAAAUGUAUUAAAAAUAUGAAAACAUAACUAUUCAGACCCUUUAUUCAGUACUUUGUUGAAGCACCGUUGACAGUGAUUACAGCAUCGAGUCUUCUUGGGUAUGGCGCUACAAGCUUGACACUUGCAUUUGGGGAGUUUCUCCCGUUCUGUCAUGUUGGAUGGGGAGCGUUGCUGAACAGUUAUUUUCAGGUCUCUCCAGAGAUGUUAGAUCGGGAUCAAAUCCGGGCUCUGGAUGGGCCACUCAAGGACAUUCAGACACUUGUCCCAAAGCCACCCCUGUGUUGUUUUGGCUGUGUGCUUAGUGUCGUUGUCCUGUUGGAAGGUGAACCGUCGCCCCCAGUCUGAGGUCCUGAGAGCUCUGGAGCAGGUUUUCAUUAAGGAUCUCUCUACUUUGCUCCGUUCAUCUUUCCCUUGAUCCUGACUAGUCUCCCAGUCCCUGCCACUGAAAAACAUCACCACAUUAUGAUGCUGCCACCACUGUGCUUCAGCGUAGGGAUGAUGCCAGGUUUCCUCCAGAUGUGUCGCUUGGCAUUCAGGCAAAAUAGUUCAAUUUUGGUUUCAUCAGACCAGACCAGAGGAUCCAAGCGGGCUGUCAUGUGCCUUUUUAAGGAGUGGCUUUUGUCUGGUUCUUGGUCACCUCCCUGACCAAGGCCCUUCUCUCCUGAUUGCUCAGUUUGGCUGGGCAGCCACCUCUAGGAAGACUAUUAGUGGUUCCCAAAUUCUUCCAUUUAAGAAUGAUGGAGUCCACUGUGUUCUUGGGGACCUUCAAUGCUGCAGACAUUUGUUGAUACCCUUCCCCAGAUCUGUGCCUCGACACAAUCCUGUUUCUGAGCUCUACGGACAAUUCCUUCGACUUCAUGGCUUGGUUUUUGCUCUGACAUGCACUGUCACCUGUGGGACCUUAUAUAGACAGGUGUGUGCCUUUCCAAUCAAUUUCAUUUACCACAGGUGGAAACAUCUCAAGGAUGGUCAAUGGAAACAGGAUGCACUUGAGCUCAAUUUCGAGUCUCAUAGCAAAGGGUCUGAAUAAGGUAUUUCUUUUUUAAUUUGCAAAAAAAAUCCCCAAAAUCUGUUUUCUCUUUGUCAUUACGGGGUAUUGUGUGUAGAUUGAUGAGGAAAACAUUUUAUUUAAUACAUUUUAGAUUUAAGGCUGUAACGUAACAAAAUGUGGAAAAGUCAAGGGGUCUGAAUACUUUCUGAAUGCACUGUAAAUGCGUAUUUAUAUAUUGAGUCUGAUUUUUGUAAGCUAACCUUUUGAAGCCUCUCUGGGAAGGACGACAAUGUUGUAUAUGUGUGUGUGUGCGCAUGCACUUCAUGAAUAGAGGUAACCGUCUAUUGACUGUUUGCACACAUGUUGUGUGUCCUGCUUAGCGCUAGGAUUAUGGCUUCAUGAGCCUGCAGCUUGUGCCCUAGACUAAUUUACAGAGAGAGUGAGCCACCAAAUGUCCCUCUGCCCAGUCUGUAGUCUGAGAGAGGAGAGCCCUGCUGGCCCCAAAUGGCGCUCUAUUCUCUACAUAUUGCACUCCUUUUGAUCAGACUGCAUAGGGCAGUGGUUCUCAAACGUCUGGGGGUCCCCGAAAAGAGAUCUCACAAAUGUGUUGUAGCCCUGAACUAGCUCACCUGAUUGACAAAGUCAAGGGCUUGAUGGUUAGUUGACAAGUUGAGUCAGGUGUGCUAGGUGUGAAAUAGAUCAAAUGCAUAGAAUGGCUGGGGGUCCCUGCGGAUAGGUUCGGGAACCGCUACCAUAGAUGGGGCUAUGGUCAAAAGUAGUACACUACAUAGGAAUGACACAAUGGAGCCCAGGGCCCAUAGCAUUUGGGACUCAAGCCUCUGUAUGCUCCGUUAAACACUACACACUUUAACCCUGCCUUUUAAUAAUUACAAUAGAUUAUUUCCACAUUUGGAAUAUCCAACAGGAAGGCUUAUCCAGGAAUAGAAGUGGAAUUCCCCCCGCUCACUCUCUUCCCUUUACACCUGGGCUGUGUCUCAGUAGUCUAAACAGCCUUCCUCGCCUCGUCUCCUUGCCCUCAUCUGCACUUAUCUGAAAGAAUUGAACAUUUACUGAAAUGAAAGUCCAAUCGGCUCAAUGAUAGAUUGGGCUUCUUUGACAACUUUGCUUUUACUUAUCAACUGUCUUAAGUAGGGAAGGUUGGUAGGCCUACUACUUUACACUAUUGAGACGCAGCCCCCACAGUGCAAAACCCUCUCCCGUAGAGAUGUCGAGAAGGGAGAGGUUAAGGUCACACGUGCCUUCAAACUGGAGCUCUGCUAUUCGUCUGGGUCGCGUUCAGUCCUUUGACGUGCAUCCACCUACCCAGGUGGCGUGCAACUUUACAGGACCUUCAGAUAAGAAUUUAUUGAACAGACAUGCAACUUUGUCCUGAAGAAUAGGGAAUCGUUGUCGGCUAUAUAGAACGUGGCACCCUCCUGAACGCGACCCUUGUCAACAGUGACAGUGUCUGCCUUCUGGACUUCUCUCGUUCAGGCGUGAUUGCCAUUUCCAAAGCUACAGGUAAUUUUGAUUCUGUGAUUGACUAAAGAGAGGGGUGGGGUGUAUGUCAAUGACGUAUUAAUGAAUAGCUGGGCUGAAAUGUUAACUGAUUUUGUACACGUUUUGUUUUAACGUUUCCUCCCAACAUUAUUAUUUAUGAAUUGUGAACCUCUCAGCAUAGAAAUGUGAGGGGCAGAAUGUUUGUGUUUUGAUGAUAAAAUGAGAUUACAUUGUUUAACAGUGACUGUACCGGCAGUCUUCAGCUAUCCUCCGAUGCCUUACCUAAUGUACAAUAUUGUUACUGUACAACACAGAGGGGAUAGCCUAGCAGGUUUGUCUCCGAUGUUUUACAAGUAAUAAAAAAGCAUUGAGACUCAACAUUGA